ACGAUGUAUCGUGAAAAUAACAGUGUCGAUGAAUUAUCAAGUGACGACGAUGGGCCAUCAUUGUGUAAAGAGCGAAAGUUAGACAUUCAUGACUAUACUGAAGAGAAUUUUAAGGCAGGAAGCAAAGCUGCUCGCAUGUGGACCGAUUUCUUAGCUGAACAAAGUUUAUCCGAUACGUUUUCUGGCAAAGUUGGAGUAUUUCGAGGUGGAAACGACGUGGUAGAACGUGGUGUUGAAAGCUAUACCCUUCCAGAUGAAAGGUUGAUGGUCAGCAAUAGUGCGAUUCAUAAAGAAAGAGUAAUUUCUAUUCAUGAUUACGACUGUGAACCAUUUGAUUUUGUAGCUGAUGAGGAACAGUGCGAAAGGCAUCACAAUAAACGUGAUAGGAAGUGGUCAGGACGCGAUGAACGACAUUUUAGUGAACAAAAGAGAAAAGGAAAAAAUUCUUACAAACCUUCGGCUUCCAAGGUUCAGGCGCCGUCGAAUUGUGUGAAUAUGAAACAAAAUAAAGAUGAUAAAAAAAUUAAUGUUCUGAAACGUAAACGAAUGAGUCACAAUGCAAUUUCAUUGGUUCACAGUGAGUAUAGUCUGGAGACACUAAUGUCUGUAGAAUUUCCGGAGGAUCUCGACAUCAGUGAAUUAGCUGAACGCAUUGUAGAUGCCUUGGGCGAGCUUAAUCGGGAGUUUUUGAAAAACGUUGUAAUUGAAGUUGGAGAAGAGAUAGCACUCAGAUUGUUUGAAGGCACCCGUGAAAUUGAAGCAUCAGGUGGUAUGAUGACUGCUGAUAAAACUCGUCGGCGCACACCUGGUGGUGUUUUCAUGAAUUUAUUCAAAACAGAUCCUAAUGUAUCCCCUAGUUUAAAGGUUGGAUUUUUUCGUUAUUGGAGUGGAGAAUAG
This is a messenger RNA of Thelazia callipaeda (thelaziosis nematode), 897 nucleotides long. The record is from the annotation of a GenBank genome assembly. Lineage: Eukaryota; Metazoa; Nematoda; Chromadorea; Rhabditida; Thelaziidae.